AUGGUUUCCUGGAGCGAUUCUGGCAGCUCGUCCGACGCUGAGUUAGUCAGCAGCAAAGCGCAGCUACCUGCCACCAUCUUGUGCUUGGAAUGGAGCGGCCUAGCCACAGAUUUGAGUUCUAGAUGUGAGCAUGCAUGUGUGUGUGAGAAGCUGGUGGCAUUUGAUUCAGUGGAUAGUGGGAGGAGAUUCCUAGCUUGUGCACAGAAGUCAAAUGCAUAUAUUACUGUGGUGUUGACAUUUAGAUUCAGUGUUUAUGUUGCUGUUUAUGCUUCUUUGACAAAUUUUGCUCAAAAGAUACCUAAAUGCAGCUAUCUGGAGUGGGUUGACCCUGAGUGGCCUGCCCCUUUGAAAAUGAGCCUAGCUAGGAUCUGGGGCAUGUAUGAAGAUGAGAACAAGCUUAGGCUCCAAGACAAUGUAGUUCAUGCUGAAGAAAAUCUUAGGGUUGUGAGAGAGAAGGAAAAGAUGGAAAAAGACUUGAGGUUUUUUAAGGUUAAUUUUGCUCAAAUGGUGGCUGAGAAGGAGCAAGCUCUGGCCCAACUAGGCAACACACAACUUGCUCUGGCUGACAUGAAGGAAGAUCUUGAUAAGAAGAAGAUGUCUGACAAAUCAUUCACAAACAUUCAUCAAGUUGUGAGGGCCAAGGCAGAGAAAGAGAGGGACCUCAUGAAGCAGGAGAGGGACAACAUCAUGGAAGAGAGGGACAGUCUAGUGCAAGAGAGGGACAACCUGGUGCUGGAGAGGAAUGUGCUAAAGCAAGAGAAGAAGAAGUUAGAGUACAUGAUUGGUGAUCUUUUCAAACAUAAGGAAGACACCAAGGGCAAGAUAAGGAACCUGAAAGAGAUGCUCGAAGAAUUAGAGUGA
This is a messenger RNA of Aegilops tauschii subsp. strangulata, 861 nucleotides long. Lineage: Eukaryota; Viridiplantae; Streptophyta; Magnoliopsida; Poales; Poaceae. The record is from RefSeq and is a predicted model, not a curated record.